AUGGACUGGUCAGCUCUCACCUACAUCACAAUCCUGAUUCUUCUCUUCCUGCCGAUGAUUGCACCUGACGACCGGCUUGCCCCCGGCAAGCCGCUCUCCCCUGGCAUGACCAUCGUCUCCGAUGGUGGGGCGUUCACCUUGGGCUUCUUCUCCCCGGCCAACUCCACUCCGGCCAACCUGUACCUCGGCAUAUGGUACAGCGCUAUCCCCGAGCUCACAGUGGUGUGGGUUGCCAAUCGAGAAGCCCCGAUCAGAAACGACACUUCAUCUCAACCAACGCUAUACCUUACCAAUACCUCCAAUCUUGUUUUAGCUGAUGGUGAUGGUGGGCAUAUCAUUUGGACUACCAACUUGACCACUACCACAAGCUCUUCAUCUUCCCUUCUGCCGAUGGCGGUGCUUCUGAACACCGGCAGCUUCAUCCUUCGGUCGCCGAAUGGCACCACCUUAUGGCAGAGCUUCGAGCACCCGACAGACACUUUCCUUCCUGGCAUGAGGAUCCGUGCCAACUACAUGACACAUGCCAGGGAUAUCUUGGUUUCCUGGAAGCAUCCUGGUGAUCCCUCGCCGGGGAGCUUCUCCUACAGCAGCGAUCCAGGCUCCCUCCUCCAGUUUUUCUUGUGGAACGGGUCGCGGCCGGUGUACCGCAGCGCCCCAUGGACGGGAUACCAGGUGUCAAGCCAGUACCAGGCGAAUAACAGCAACCUCGUAUACCAGUCCAUCAUCAACAACGAUGAGGAGAUCUACUUAACCUAUAGCCUCGCGGAUGGCGCUGCCCAGACCAGGUAUGUGCUAACCUACUCUGGCAAAUUCCAACUUCAAAGUUGGAACAAGAGCUUGUCAUUGUGGGCUGUACUCGGGGAGUGGCCGAACUGGGAGUGCGACCGCUAUGGCUAUUGUGGACCAUAUGGUUACUGCGACAACUCGGAGGUUGUCCCUACUUGCAAGUGUCUCCAAGGUUUCCAGCCCACGAGCAUGGGAGAGUGGAGCAGCGGCAGAUUCUCUGAGGGAUGCCAGAGAAAGAAGGCCUUACACUGUGGCGAUGGCUUCUUGGCGUUGCCGGCCAUGAAAGUGCCGGACGGGUUCGUGCAUGUCCUGAACAGGAGCAUGGAGGAGUGCGCCGCGGAGUGUGCCCUCAACUGCUCCUGUGUCGCGUACGCGCAGGUCAAUCUGAGCACCAGCGCCACGGGGGAUUCCACCAGGUGCUUUGUGUGGGCUGGGGAUCUCAUUGACACUGAGAAGAAGAUCGAUGGCAACGCUGCUGGUAGCGAGACUUUGCAUCUUCGGAUUGCUGGUUUGGCUGAUUCAGGUCGAAUACAGGAGAGAAAUAUUUUGAAGAUUGUACUAUCAAUUUUAGCAAGUGUUCUGGUGCUUAUGUGUAUCUCCCUUGUGACAUGGAUUUGCAGGUCAAAAGGGAAAAGACAGAGACGCGAUAAUCUCAAUAGGUUAGUGCUAGGAGACUUGGACAUCCACGAAGGCUUUGGAGCAGGAAGCCCCACUGAAAUUUUUGAUUUUCCAAUGGUAAGUUUCAAAAUAAUUGUGGGUGUUACGAACAACUUCCAAAAAUCAUACAUGAUUGGGCAAGGUGGAUUUGGCAAAGUUUAUAAGGCAACGCUGGAUGGUCGAGAAGUUGCUAUCAAAAGGCUCAGCAAGGAUUCUAACCAGGGAAUUGCGGAGUUCAGAAACGAAGUUGUUCUGAUUGCCAAACUGCAACAUCGGAAUUUAGUUAGACUUCUUGGUUGCUGCUUAGAGGGAGAUGAAAAGCUUCUGAUUUUUGAGUACAUGCCUAACAAAAGCUUGGAUGCUCUACUUUUCAACAGUGCAAGAAAAACAAUGUUAGAUUGGCCAACGCGGUUUAGAAUCAUCAAAGGUAUCGCUAAAGGGCUCCUAUAUCUCCAUCAAGAUUCAAGAAUGAAGAUUAUUCAUAGAGAUCUCAAAGCAGGCAAUGUUUUGUUGGAUGAAGAGAUGAGACCAAAGAUAGCAGACUUUGGUAUGGCAAGGAUGUUUGGUGACAGCCAGCAGAAGGCAAACACGAAUCGAGUCGUCGGAACAUACGGCUACAUGGCUCCUGAAUAUGCAAUGAGAGGCAUAUUUUCUGCCAAGUCUGAUGUGUAUAGCUUUGGUGUGUUGACCUUGGAAGUUGUAAGUGGUGUGAAGAUAAGCUCUACUGGUCACAUCAUGGAGUUCGAAAAUCUCAUUUCCUAUGCAUGGAACCUAUGGAAGGAAAGGAAGGCAAUGGAUUUAGUGGACCCUGAUAUAGUGAAGAGUUGCAUACCAGAUGAAGCUUUGCUUUGCGUUCAGAUAGGGCUCUUGUGUGUGCAGGACAACCCCAACGACAGGCCACUCAUGUCAUCUGUUGUGUUAAUCUUGGAGAACGGAAGCGCGGCAAUUCCCAUCCCAAGCCAACCUGCAUAUUUUGCCCAUACAGAUGAGAAAACAGAACUUGUAAGGGGCAGUACCGAAAACUCAAAGAACGGACUUACUAUUACAGUUCUACAGGGCCGGUAG
Messenger RNA from Lolium rigidum, 2508 nucleotides. RefSeq names its product putative G-type lectin S-receptor-like serine/threonine-protein kinase At1g61610. The transcript is spliced from 7 exons. Lineage: Eukaryota; Viridiplantae; Streptophyta; Magnoliopsida; Poales; Poaceae. Gene Ontology annotation, biological process: protein phosphorylation; recognition of pollen. The record is from RefSeq and is a predicted model, not a curated record. Gene Ontology annotation, molecular function: protein serine/threonine kinase activity; ATP binding. The coding region runs from base 1 to 2508 and encodes 835 amino acids.